Messenger RNA from Megalobrama amblycephala (Wuchang bream), 2869 nucleotides. It is a transcript of the gene nr1d2a, whose product is annotated as nuclear receptor subfamily 1, group D, member 2a. The transcript is spliced from 8 exons. Lineage: Eukaryota; Metazoa; Chordata; Actinopteri; Cypriniformes; Xenocyprididae. Gene Ontology annotation, molecular function: zinc ion binding; RNA polymerase II cis-regulatory region sequence-specific DNA binding; nuclear receptor activity. Gene Ontology annotation, biological process: hormone-mediated signaling pathway; positive regulation of transcription by RNA polymerase II; negative regulation of transcription by RNA polymerase II. The record is from RefSeq and is a predicted model, not a curated record. The coding region runs from base 228 to 1847 and encodes 539 amino acids.
AAACACCAACUAGAGAACAUUCAGUUCUGAGCGCUCGUGCGCAGCCUGGGAGUUCCGUUCCAUUGUGAGUGAAGCUCGAGAGCCUCAGAUGAACGCUGAAGGAUCUGAGCAAACACUGGAUCUCAUCUGCUCGACACACUGCGAGUUACACAGAAAGCGGCCAAGCUGGAAUUAUUAGGCUACUGACAGACUGAAUUACACAUAUCAAGAGUCUGAAGACUGAAAACAUGCAAUCAACAAAGCAAGGAGGCGUGAUAGCCUACGUCUGCUCCUCAAGCUCCGCCCCCAGCCCGGAGUCAUUCAUGAGCGACAGCUCUAACAGCCGCUCCCCAUCAUCCUCCCCACCUCUGCCCACUAAGCCGAGCCGUAUCACAGACCUGCCCACCGCUGGACUGCUGUCGAAGCGCCUUCACCCACGUGACAAGACCCUCGCUGCCAAGAGCAGCAUCACCAAGCUCAAUGGAAUGGUGCUACUGUGUAAAGUGUGUGGAGACGUGGCCUCGGGCUUCCACUACGGUGUUCAUGCCUGUGAAGGCUGCAAGGGCUUCUUCAGAAGAAGCAUCCAGCAGAAUAUUCAGUAUAAGAAAUGCCUGAAGACGGAAAGCUGCACUAUUGUGCGGAUAAACCGCAACCGCUGCCAGCAGUGCCGCUUCAAGAAGUGUUUAUCUGUCGGGAUGUCACGAGACGCUGUGCGAUUCGGACGCAUCCCCAAGCGGGAGAAGCAGCGGAUGCUCUUGGAGAUGCAGACGGCCAUGAAUAACAUGAUGAACAACAGUCAGCUGCAGCACGUGCUUCACGGUGCCCAGACCGUCCCGUGCGCCAUAGAGACCAGCCAGAGCGACUCCAGCUCCUCUUCUCCGUCGCCGCCGGAUUCGCCUCGGUCCUCGUCGGAUCUCUCCCGGGACUCGGAGUCAGUCGUUCCCAUGGACACGGCGUCGUCCUGUUCAUCGGACAGCGGAGAGGAAGACGCGGCGAGCAACGGACGCGUUCCCCGCGAGGACCUGUUCACAUACAGCUCGUCCGUAUCUCCGGCCAGCUCCGAAACGCUCAGCAGCAGCAAGGAGGACGAGGAGCCGCAGCGGGAAUGCUGGAACCGCUGGAACGACAACCAGAGGCGCUCUGACUGCGAGGGCGGCCUGCAAGGACCUUACAGGGAACAUGUGACCCAGCAGUGCACCCGUCAGCCAGAAAACUUGCCUUACCACAGGAACAGCAUGAACAAACUCCAGACGGGAGGAAACAGAGGACAUCUGGUAUGUCCCAUGAGCGUUUCCCCCUUCGUGGACCCCUGCAAGCCCGGUCAUGAAAUCUGGGAGGAGUUCUCCAGGAGUUUUAUCCCUGCUGUACGAGAAGUCGUGGAAUUUGCCAAGCGGAUCCCUGGCUUCCAGGACCUCUCCCAACACGACCAGGUUAACCUUCUCAAGGCGGGAACCUUCGAGGUUCUGAUGGUGCGCUUCGUGCCUUUGUUCGACGUGAACGAGCGGACGGUGACCUUCCUCAGCGGGAGGAAGUACAGCGUGGACCUGUUGCGCUCCAUGGGCGCCGGAGAGCUGCUCAACUGCAUGUUCGAGUUCAGCGAGAAGCUCAUGGCCCUGCAGCUCAACGAGGAAGAAAUGAGCCUCUUCUCCGCCGUGGUGCUGGUGUCUGCAGACCGAUCGGCCAUUGAGAAUGUAAGUGGCGUGGAGGCCCUGCAGGAGGCGCUGAUCAGAGCUUUGAGGAACCUGAUCAUGAAGAACCACUCGAACGAAGCCGCCGUCUUCACCAAGCUGCUUCUGAAGCUGCCUGAACUGCGCUCGCUCAAUAACAUGCACUCCGAGGAGCUUCUAGCCUUCAAAAUCCAACCUUAAAGCCAACGGUGCUUCCCUUUACUCUCUGUCUGACCAAGUUGGGUUGUAAAUCUUACUCUUGAAUGUAUUUAACAGGCUUUUUUACUUCGUUUUGUGUAUAAAGAUGCUUUGAGUUGAAACUUUUAAGAUGGUUUUAAAGCUAUAUUAAAUAUCAUUGUGAUUUGCUCAUUACGCACAAGCAAAGGUUGUCUACGUUUCACAUUUUUUGGUAAAACACUAGACUCUUCCUCAGCAGCAUAUCGUCUUUUCAUUAUGUGCAAUAGCUGCUAACGCAUGGUUAUUCGUAUAAGAGCAGCUUUACGUCGUAUCGUGUCCAUAAGAGUAUGUCUUCUUUAAAAGAUUGAUUAUGUGUUGUGUGUGUUUGUAUAUGAUGUCAUUUUUUUCUGAAUGUAUGUCUGUUUCUAGCAGCAUGUUGGCAUCGUUUUAACCUGUAUAACAGGGCAAUGUUUUUGCACGAGGUGUCGAGGAACAGAUGGGGUUGCGCGUGCUUUCAGCUCCCCUGACACCAUAAUAACGGAGAGGAUUUAUGAGCGGAGUCUCUUUAAAUUAUGUUUUUAUAUAGACCACGUACAGAGAGGUGUUAUAAGUCUUCCAUUAUGCAGCGGGAAACAUGUAUAGUGGAUGAGAACAAAAGUAUGCUUCGUGCACAAGUGAAAGAGAUGGAGUUUAUUUAUGGAUCUUUGUAUAGAUUGCCUUAUCACUCUUUGCCACAUCUACGGACAUGGGGAACAUGUUUUUGUUUUUCUUCUCCGGUGAGAAUUGCAGAGCAGGGAAACCAUGUUAAAAUCCCAGUUAUUUUGGGAUGCACUGCUCCCGGUUUACUCUAUGCAUAUGGAAACAGCUUGACAACAUGGACAUUUCUCAGCCUAUAGCCAAUAGGAAAUGACGUACAACUCCCUUGUUCAGCUCUGGUGUGUCCAUGUUUUUUUGUUUCCUUAUAAACGACAGUGCAGUAUGUAUAGUUGUGUAUAUCUAUUUGAAAUAUAUCAUUAUAAAGUAAAUCAAUAAAUAUUUACUUGUCA